ACUAGUUAGUUGGAAGAGUGAUGGUAUUCCAAGCACAAAAAUUGUUUUGAGCAAGAGCAGUGAUAUUGUUCUGUAGAGAGCGUUGCACACGAUGGGAUCCCAAACACAGUCUGAACUGCAUGUGGUGGACUUCACUGAUGCAACCAUGAAGCCUGGCACCGAUGCAUGGUUCUCAGCCUGCACUCAUGUGAGGGAAGCACUCGAACACAACGGUUGUUUUGUUGCACGAUAUGAUAGAAUUGGCAAGGAGCUUUCUGAUUCUGUGGUAUCUGCAAUGGAAGAGUUGUUUAGUCUCCCAGUGGAAACAAAAGCACAAAAAACCAGUGACAAACCUUUCCAUGGCUACUUAGGACAAGUCUCAUGGCUUCCCUUGUAUGAAUCUUUGGGCAUCGAUGACCCUCUCACCUUACAAGGCUGCCAAAAAUUCGCCCACAUAAUGGGGUUGCAGGGGAAUCAUCGUUUCUGUGAAAGCAUCAACGAGUAUGCUAAGUUGCUGGGAAACUUAGACCGUAUAGCAAAGAGAAUGGUGUUCGAGAGCUACGGUGUGAACAUGGAAGGAUGCAACCGCAUGAUAGAAUCAAGCGAUUAUCUGCUUCGGUGCAUGAAAUAUAAAACACCUGAGACGGAUGAAAAGGAUUUGGGAAUGCAUUCUCACACAGACUUAACCAUCGUAUCGAUAGUUCAUCAGCUGAAUAAUUUGAAUGGCUUGGAAAUCAAACUGAAGGAUGGAGAAUGGAUUGGGGUUGAUGCUUCUUCCUCCUUGUUUGUGGUUAUGGCAGGUGACGCAUUCAAUGUGUGGAGUAAUGGUAGAAUACGUCCAUGUGAACACAGAGUUACCAUGAAUGCAACGAAAACGAGAUAUUCUAUGGGACUGUUUUCUUUCAGUGGUGAUAAGAUUAUGCAGAUACCGGAUGAAGUAGUGAAUGAGCAGCAUCCCUUGCGUUAUAAAUCAAUAUUCGACCAUUAUGAAUACCUUCGUUUCUAUGAGAAAGAGAAAAUCAAAGACCCUUAUUCUCGAAUUGAAGCCUACUGUGGAAUCUCAUCCCUGUAAUAUGAACGAAGAUGGAAGUGUUCUUGCUUUUGUGUAUGAAUAAGUUGGAUUGCAUGCAUUGCUGCCUUUAUGUGUGUUACUUUUUUGUUGAUAAUUUGUGAAACCACUAUGAUAUAUGAUACA
Vigna umbellata (rice bean) is the source of this 1174-nucleotide messenger RNA. RefSeq names its product putative 2-oxoglutarate-dependent dioxygenase AOP1. The record is from RefSeq and is a predicted model, not a curated record. Lineage: Eukaryota; Viridiplantae; Streptophyta; Magnoliopsida; Fabales; Fabaceae.